Molecule: messenger RNA, 3567 nt
Organism: Leptonychotes weddellii (Weddell seal)
Lineage: Eukaryota; Metazoa; Chordata; Mammalia; Carnivora; Phocidae
Source: RefSeq, a predicted model, not a curated record
AAGAAGCCAUUUAUGAUGACGUGCCAAGAGAAAAUUCAGACUCUGAACCAGAUGAAAUGAUUUAUGAUGACGUUGAGAACGGAGAGGAAGGUGGGAACAGCUCUUUGGAAUACGGCUGGAGCUCAAGUGAAUUCGAAAGCUACGAGGAGCAGAGUGACUCGGAGUGCAAGAACGGGGUCCCCAGGUCCUUCCUGCGCAGUAGCCACAAAAAGCAACUUUCCCAUGACCUAACCCGUUUCAAGGAGCACUAUGAGAAAAAGAUGAGAGCUUUGAUGGCAAACACGGUGGGAGCCACAGAGAUGCAGCAGCUAAAGCAGAGACAUGAACUCAAGAUGCAGAAGCUCAUGAAGGCCGCCAAGGAGGGCACGAAGGACGGGCUCGAGAAGACAAAGGCAGCCGUGAAGAGAGGCCGCUCUCUCAUUCGGACCAGGUCCUUCAUGGCUCCAGAUCACAGACCCUGUCUUGAAGAGGAGCAGAAUUUAUUUAUUGAUGUUGACUGCAAACAUCCAGAAGCCGUCCUCACCCCGAUGCCUGAAGGUCUAUCUCAGCAGCAGGUCGUGAGAAGAUACAUCCUGGGCUCCGUGGUCGACAGCGAAAAGAACUACGUGGAUGCUCUGAAGAGGAUUCUGGAGUACGAGAAGCCGCUGUCGGAGAUGGAGCCAAAGAUCCUGAGCGAGAGGAAGCUGAAGGUGGUGUUCUACCGAAUCAAAGAGCUGCUGCAGUGCCACGGCAUGUUCCAGAUUGCGCUGGCCAGCCGCGUGGCCGACUGGGACUCCGUGGAAACCAUCGGGGACGUCUUCGUGGCUUCGUUUUCCAAAUCCAUGGUGCUCGAUGCCUAUAGCGAGUACGUGAAUAAUUUCAGCACAGCGGUGGCAAUCCUCAAGAAAACGUGUGCUACAAAGCCUGCUUUUCUCGAGUUUUUAAAGAUCGAAUGUGCCGCUUACAAUCCUGAACCUUGCUUGAAUAAUGAGGCUCAGCCGGAUUCGCUGUCCACGGCGCAUGGCUUCCUGUGGAUCGGAAGCUGCACCAGCCAGAUGGGCCAGAUUGCCAUCGUCUCGUUUCAAAACUCCAACCCCAAAGUCAUUGAGUGCUUCAACGUGGAGUCUCGAAUCCUGUGCAUGGUGUUCAUCCCCGCGGAGGAGCGGCACGCGGAGCCCGAGACCGCGGCCGGGAGGGCGCCGGGCGUGCCCACCAUCUGCCUGGGGACCGAGGAGGGGAGCAUUUCCGUUUAUAAAAGCAGUCAAGGCUCCAAGAAGGUGCGUCUGCAGCACUUCUUCACCCCGGACAAGUCCACGGUCAUGAGCCUCGCCUGCACGCCCCAGAGCCUGUACGCCGGCCUGGUCAACGGCGCCGUGGCCGUCUACGCAAAAGCAGAAGAUGGAUCCUGGAAUUCUGAACCUCAGAAAGUGAUAAAAUUAGGCGUCCUGCCAGUUAGAAGUCUCGUCAUGACGGAGGACACGCUGUGGGCAGCUUCUGGAGGCCAGGUGUUCACAAUCAGCACCGAGACCCACACGACAGAGAACCAGCUCGAGGCCCACCAGGAAGAAGGCAUGGUGGUCUCCCACAUGGUCAUCGCCGGCGUGGGGAUCUGGAUCGCCUUCACCUCCGGGUCCACGCUUCGCCUCUUUCACACCGAGACACUCAAGCAUCUGCAGGACAUCAACAUAGCCACCCCAGUUCACCAUAUGCUGCCAGGGCACCAGCGCCUGUCUGUGACCAGCCUGCUCGUCUGCCACGGCUUGCUGAUGGUCGGCACCAGCCUGGGCAUCGUGGUGGCCUUGCCCGUCCCGCGUCUGCAGGGCAUCCCCAAGGUGACUGGAAGAGGCAUGGUCUCCUACCACGCGCACAACGGGCCCGUCAAGUUCCUGGUCAUGGCCACCGCUGCUGUCAGGACAGACAAGGACAAGCCCGCGGACAGCCCGCCCCCCGGCGCAGAGCCCCAGGACGAAGAACAGAAGGAGGCGCUGCCCGGCGAGGGGCCCGGCCUGAGCCCGAGCGGCGCAGACGCCGUCUGGCUGGGGGGCUCUCUGGGCUCCGUGACUCACCGAAGCGAUUUCUCCUCGUCCUCUGGGUCCCUGACCCCCUCGCAGGGCUCGGGCUCCCUGGAGCCCAGAUCGGAGGAGAGUAUGGUCUACGACCUUCUGCGGCUCCCCAGCGUCCUGCCGAGCAGAGGGCGGCGGGCCAGGAGGGCGAAAGCCAGCUCGGUGCUGGUGGCGUGUGGGGGCCAGGGCCACCGGCGGGUGAGCAGGAAGGCCCGGCAGCAGCGCCCAGAGGAGCUGGCCUCCUCCGUCAUGGUCUGGCAGAUCCCCCUGCUGAACGCGUGAGCCGGGGCGUUGGCAGCCGAGGACGGCUCUCAGCCGCGUCGGGUGACUUGGGGGGCUGUAGCCUGUCUACACUGGUUGAGGAUGAAUUAGGUCUUUGGGGAAGGCACGUGCAAUAUCAUCGUGGUGUCGUGGUGGUGGGUUCCUGCCGGCCGGUCCCCUCUGUCCACACAGAGGCAGGUGCAGCUGCCGUGAGGAGGCAGCACGCGGGGGCCGUCGGGAGCUGCGGGAGGGCACCCCGCUCCUGACCGCCGCGGCCCACGCACACGCCCGGGGUGCCCCAGACCGACUCCCGGGCCCUGCUACCCCGAGAAUUUGCAGACUAAGAACGUCUGGGAAGAUAUAACCUGUUCAGUAGUAUGGACACUUACUAACAGUUCUUAGAAUAAUAACUUUACUUGAUUCAGAGUCACUGCUUUUAUUUAUAAGGUCUAUCUCUAAAUUCUGGAGUAGAGUUUGUAACAAUGAAGAAAGCCAGUGAACACACACCAGUCCAGCAGCGCUGCUGGACUGGUUUGCUUUCUGAAGCGAACUGGGUUUUCCAAAGUGGUGCCCUGUGUGUAUUGUAUAUUUUAACAAAGUGGUAUUUUUAUAUUGCUUUUUUGUCUAUUAAAAAUUAACAGUUAACGUUUCAGUCAAUACAUGAUCUGUAACAUUUCACAAAUAAUGUUUGCUUUGAACCAAAAUGCUCAAAACCUCAUCAACAUUUGGACUCGAGCACCAACGCCAAACUCUUCCUCCCUCCUCGCGUCCAAGAGUAUUGAUGCCCAUGUCCGAAGAGUGUGUGUUUCCCUGUUGUAGGAAAUGCGCAGAGAGGGCGCCGGCCGGCUCUUUCACGGUGCUAGUCGGUGUGGCCGUGGGACGCGGGCCGAGGCGGGCAGCCCUGCCCUCACGCGCCCUGUCACUUCGCCGCGUCUCCCACGGGCGCACAGGCUCUGCUCUGCGCUCACGAAGCCGGGGCGCGCGUCCGGGUGUGCGGCUGAGCAGCGAGUCCGUGGCGCUCCGUGUGGAUUCAUGCAUCCGUGUCGUACUUACUGAGGGCUUUAAGACCAUUUCUGCAGGCGUCACGGGAGGUAAAUUUCUCAGCACUUUACAGAUGACUAGAAAUGCUAAUUUCAUGACCCAGCCAAAUAUUUUCUAAGGUGCAUAUAUGCCCCCACUGUGAAAGUAAUAUCUUCCCAAGCUUCCUUAAAUUGUUAGCUGCUAUCUUCAAUCAUCAAUAAAGUCUUUAUUUAAAAAUACCGUA